UACAAUUUGCUGUUUCACUUUUCUUUUAAAUGAGCAAGCUGAAUCACUUGGAGGAGGAAGACAAAAGAGAUAGAGGAGACAGAGCCAACGCAGCUGAAAGAAAACUCAGCAUGGAGAGAAAACCAGUGUCCUUACCUCCGUCCGUCUCCAUAUCAGAAAUGGAACCCAACGGCAACUUCAGCAAUCACAAUAGCAGCAGGAACUGUACAAUUGAAACCUUCAAGAGAGAAUUUUACCCCACCGUGUACCUGAUAAUAUUUAUCUGGGGAGCCUUGGGAAAUGGCUUUUCCAUAUAUGUUUUCCUGCAACCUUAUAAGAAGUCCACAUCUGUGAAUGUUUUCAUGCUAAAUCUGGCCAUUUCCGAUCUCUUGUUCACAACCACACUGCCCUUCAGGGUUGACUAUUAUCUCAGAGGCUCCAACUGGAUAUUUGGGGACCUAACCUGCAGAAUUAUGUCUUUUUCUUUGUACGUCAACAUGUACAGCAGCAUUUAUUUCCUGACUGUGUUGAGUGUUGUGCGUUUCCUGGCAACUGUUCACCCCUUCCGGCUCCUUCAUGCCACCAGCGUCAAGAAUGCCUGGAUUUUAUGUGGGGUCGUAUGGAUCUUUAUCAUGGCUUCCUCAACAGUGCUUCUGAAAACUGGAUCUGAGCUGAAGGGCAAUGUCACAUUGUGCUUGGAGCUGAAUCCUAAUAAAGUUAUUAAACUGAAGACCAUGAACCACAUUGCCUUGGUGGUGGGCUUUCUGCUGCCAUUCUGCACGCUCAGCAUCUGUUACCUGCUGAUCAUUCGAGCUUUGUUAAAGGCGGAGGUCCCAGAAACAGGGCUGCGUCUUUCUCACAGGAAAGCGCUAACCACCAUCAUCAUUGCCUUGAUCAUCUUCCUCCUGUGUUUCCUGCCCUAUCACAUACUGAGAACCCUCCAUUUAGUUGAGUGGAAUGUGGAUAGAUGCAAAGAGAGUCUGCAUAAAGCUGUGGCCAUCACACUGGCUUUGGCAGCGGCCAACAGCUGCUUCAACCCUUUGCUCUAUUACUUUGCUGGUGAGAAUUUUAAGGACAGACUAAAGUCUGCACUCAGGAAAUGUCAUUCACAGCAAACAAAGUGCAGCUUUCCUGUGUGUGUGUGUGUGUGGUUACAGAAGGAAACAAGAGUGUAAGGGGUUAUUAGGCGAGGCUGUUCCUAUGUCCUUGUAUCUACCUUCAUUCACACGUAGUCUCCAAAUGACUGUAUUUAUACCAUUUCCAGCAAAGGUCGAUUCCCAAGAUUUAAUUGACCAUGACUUUUGUUAA
Physeter macrocephalus (sperm whale) is the source of this 1287-nucleotide messenger RNA. It is a transcript of the gene CYSLTR2, whose product is annotated as cysteinyl leukotriene receptor 2. The coding region runs from base 30 to 1154 and encodes 374 amino acids. Gene Ontology annotation, biological process: G protein-coupled receptor signaling pathway. The transcript is spliced from 2 exons. Gene Ontology annotation, cellular component: plasma membrane. Gene Ontology annotation, molecular function: leukotriene receptor activity. The record is from RefSeq and is a predicted model, not a curated record. Lineage: Eukaryota; Metazoa; Chordata; Mammalia; Artiodactyla; Physeteridae.